Molecule: messenger RNA, 2062 nt
Organism: Erythranthe guttata (spotted monkey flower)
Lineage: Eukaryota; Viridiplantae; Streptophyta; Magnoliopsida; Lamiales; Phrymaceae
Product: laccase-17
Biological process (GO): lignin catabolic process
Cellular component (GO): apoplast
Molecular function (GO): hydroquinone:oxygen oxidoreductase activity; copper ion binding
Source: RefSeq, a predicted model, not a curated record
UAUAUAUAUUCAGUUACCAUUACUGGAUUGUCUUUGCCACCACUCAAAAAAUAAUCGUCCAGCAACCUAUUGGCCCGACCAGGAUAACCUAUUGAAGCUUUGCUCUACUUCACUCUUUCAUCAAUUAAUUAACUAUUUCCCCCACUUGAUCAAAAUUCAACCAACAUUCUUCUAUAUAUAAACAUGCAUCAAACCAAUAUAUUUUCAUCAAUUCAUCAAAUAACAAGAAAUGGCAGCCAUUUCUCCAUCGAAAACACUAAUGUCUUUUACGGUUCUUUUCGUGGCACUUUGUAUCUUCCCACAUAUCAAUGCUCAUCCACCCCAUAUUAACGGAGGGAAAACCCGACACUACAAAUUUAACAUUCAAAUGAAAAACGUGACAAGAUUGUGCCACACAAAGAGCAUGGUUACGGUAAACGGUAAAUUUCCAGGGCCUAGUAUCUUCGCUAGGGAAGGCGACCGCCUUCUUAUUGAAGUAGUCAACAAUGUUCAACACAAUAUCUCCAUCCAUUGGCAUGGAAUUCGACAGCUUCGGAGUGGAUGGGCCGACGGACCAGCAUACAUAACACAAUGCCCCAUACAAACUGGGAAUAGUUAUGUGUAUAACUUCACUGUAAUUGGGCAAAGAGGAACCCUAUUUUGGCAUGCACAUAUUUCAUGGCUAAGAGCAACUGUUUAUGGUCCUUUAAUCAUUCACCCUAAAUUAGGAGAUAAUUACCCUUUCACCAAACCCUACAAGGAAAUCCCACUCAUCUUUGGAGAAUGGUACAAUGGAGAUCCCGAGGAAAUAAUCAAGCAAGCUUUGCUAACAGGCGGAGGUCCAAACGUGUCGAACGCGUAUACUAUCAAUGGAUUUCCUGGUCCAUUGAAUAAUUGCUCAGCCAAAAAUGAUACGUUGAAGGUGAGGGUGGUACCUGGAAAGACUUAUCUCCUGCGUGUGAUCAACGCGGCGCUGAACGAAGAUCUCUUCUUCAGCAUUGCUAAUCACUCCUUAAUUGUUGUCGAAGCUGAUGCAGUUUACGUUAAACCGUUUCGUGCUGAUACAGUACUAAUCGCCCCUGGACAAACCACUAAUCUUCUUCUGGAGACUAAAUCACGGUUUCCACGCGCUAAUUUCUUCAUGGCGGCGAGCCCGUACAUCACCGGUACCGGGAAAUUCGGGAAUUCAACUGUUGCUGGUAUUCUGGAAUAUGGAAACCCAGGCAGAAAGUUUCCGGUGUUUAAACCAACCCUACCAGCUCUAAACGACACCGUUUUCGCCACGGAUUUCGCCAGUAAAUUGCGCAGUUUAGCAACGCGACAGUUUCCGGCUAAUGUUCCGGUGAAAAUCGACAGGCGUUUCUUCUUCACGAUUGGGCUCGGAACGACGCCGUGCGAUCGUGCAAACGUGACCUGCAAAGGUCCGAAAGGGGCGAAAUUUUCGGCUUCCGUGAACAACGUGUCCUUCGUCCGCCCAAACACGGCCUUACUCCAAUCGCACUAUGCCGGGAAAUCGAGAGGGGUUUACGGAUCCGAUUUCCCGGUGUACCCUACCCGGUGGUUUAAUUACACCGGAACGCCGCCGAAUAAUACAGUGGUGAGCAAAGGAACGAGAGUUGAGGUUUUGCCUUUCGGCGCGGGGGUGGAGCUGAUAUUGCAGGAUACGAGUAUCCUCGGGGCGGAGAGCCACCCACUUCAUCUCCAUGGAUUCAAUUUCUUCGUCGUAGGAAGAGGUUUCGGAAAUUUCGACCCGGAAAAUGACCCGAAGAAUUACAACCUUGUUGACCCGGUUGAGCGGAACACGGUGGCGGUGCCGUCGGGCGGUUGGGCUUCAAUUAGGUUCUUAGCAGAUAAUCCAGGGGUGUGGUUUAUGCAUUGCCACUUUGAAGCACACGCAAGCUGGGGUUUGGAGAUGGCUUGGUUGGUUCUAGAUGGGAAUCUUCCCUAUCAAAAGAUGCUUCCGCCGCCAAACGAUCUUCCUAAAUGCUAAUCUUUCAUUUGUCUCUAAUUUGUUUAACGUUAAUCAUUAAUUAUAUGUAAUUUUUUUUAUUAAUAUUUAAAUAAAAUAAAAUAAACUAUUUUU